UGCUACUUGAUUGCAGACACUUCUUGUUAGCGGACGUUAACCAGUCACUUGAAACGUAAGCAGUUACUUUAAAAUGGGAAAAUUGAUUCUAUAUGGCAUAGAUUUAAGUCCUCCGGUGCGUGCCUGCUUGCUGGCCUUUAAGGCAUUAAAUUUGCCCUUUGAAUAUAAACCAAUAGAUUUGAUGAAAUUGGAACAUUUGUCCGAGGCCUACCUCAAAAUGAACCCCCAGCACACUGUUCCAACUCUGGAAGAUGAUGGCAAUUUCAUUUGGGACUCCCAUGCCAUUAUGGCGUAUUUGGUUUCUAAAUAUGGCAAAGAUGAUGCGCUCUAUCCCAAAGAACUUCUGAAGCGAGCUGUGGUCGAUCAGCGUCUCCACUUUGAGAGUGGUGUUAUGUUCCAAGGUGGUCUGCGUAAUAUUAUGACUCCAUUGUUAGUCAGAAACCAGACAAAAAUUCCCCAGUAUCAAAUCGAUGCUAUUGGCGAAAUAUACAAUUUCCUGGAAACAUUUCUUAAGGAUAACACAUACAUGGCAGGAGAGCAUGUGACCAUAGCUGACUUUUGCAUAAUCUCAACCACAACAUCAUUGGUGGGCUUCAAAGAAAUCGAUGCAUCGAAAUGUCCAAAAUUGACCGCUUGGAUAAAACGCAUGCAAUCUCUUCCAUAUUACCAAGAAGCAAACGGCGUUGGAGCAGCCAAAAUCGUAGGAUUGAUUAAGUCCAAGCAACUUACUAUUGUACCUUAAACUGCUGAAGUUAAAAAUUGAGAGUUAAUUCUGAACAUUUUGAAAUCGAUUCAAUAAAGAGCAGUAAAACUAUAACAUCAACUUUAUCAUGUAUUUAUACUCCCAAAACCACUAUUGUGAUACAAGAUAUUAUAACUUAGUGUAUUCGUUUAUAACACCAAUAAGGAACCCAGUAAACAAAACGUUCAGCAU
This is a messenger RNA of Stomoxys calcitrans (stable fly), 934 nucleotides long. Its product is annotated as glutathione S-transferase 1. Gene Ontology annotation, biological process: glutathione metabolic process. The record is from RefSeq and is a predicted model, not a curated record. NCBI's taxonomy places the organism in Eukaryota, Metazoa, Arthropoda, Insecta, Diptera, Muscidae. Gene Ontology annotation, molecular function: glutathione transferase activity. The coding region runs from base 74 to 742 and encodes 222 amino acids. The transcript has a single exon.